Messenger RNA from Cuscuta europaea, 752 nucleotides. Lineage: Eukaryota; Viridiplantae; Streptophyta; Magnoliopsida; Solanales; Convolvulaceae. The record is from the annotation of a GenBank genome assembly.
AUGGUAUCCAAAGAUGGAACACCCGGGCUGGCAUCCAAAGAACCAAUCGAGGCUCAGAUGCAGGGGCCAUUCACUGUCCCACUUCUACACGGAGGAUCCAGAUUUAUGGAUCACCGUCCAUUACAAAGGCCAACACCGACGGUCUAACCAACAACGCAUCCAGCGAAUCAGGACCAACAUCCGAAGGUCUCCGGGAGAUACCAAUGCACAGGCUGCAAGAAACCAUGCCCUUAAUAGAGGAGUCAACUUCAAUAACUAAGCUUAUUUUUGAUUCCCAAAUCCGGGAAGCAUACUCGGACAAACAAUGUUCUCCAACUCCAGUAAAGCAUCUCAGGCUUGUUCAGGCUUACUCAGACGCCUCAGACAGCUAUUAUCAAUCAGAUGAUUCUUUUUCCAUGGAUGACUUUCUGGGCCACACAACUGAAAGCGAACGGCGUCCCCCAAUCUCACUUCCAGCGGAAAUAAGGAAAUCAAAGUUCAACAGAGCAAUCUGCAGGAAAUCUAAGUUUGUUACCUCUUAAAAUUGCCUGCCAACGGAAAAUCUGAGCACGCAACUGAAAAUCUACAGGAAACCUCAAAAGAAUAAGAGGCAGCACAACAUGACAACUAGGUCUAAAUCUAGAGAAUUUCCUUGGACUUAGUUUUUUCAAUUAGCUUUCUUUGUACUGUUUUUGUUUCCUUCUUUUAUUCGCAUUGUAACGUUUUCUUUAUUUUCAAUAAUAUACACUUUUUCCCAAAAAAAAAGAUCCUCC